This is a messenger RNA of Lodderomyces parapsilosis, 1773 nucleotides long. RefSeq names its product Rme1p (gene RME1). The transcript has a single exon. The coding region runs from base 1 to 1773 and encodes 590 amino acids. The record is from RefSeq and is a predicted model, not a curated record. Lineage: Eukaryota; Fungi; Ascomycota; Pichiomycetes; Serinales; Debaryomycetaceae.
AUGUCUCCAUUAACUGCAAUUUUGCAAUCAUAUCAUGCCAAGGUAGAAGAUGAGAGUUCUAUCUACCAUUUAUUGAAAAAAAGUGGAUCGCAGCCAAGUCUAAGCAUUGAUGAAGUUGUCGUACGUGUGCCAUCUGUGGGUGAGCCAAGUUUUACUUGCCAAUCCGCCAUGUUGUUGAAUGAGUUGUUGGCUAAAGCUUCAAACCACCAAUCAAUUGAAGGUAUCGGGACUACCCAAAUUAGACCAGUCAGUGCUCUUUUUGGUGCCAAAGAUCGCAUUGCUGAUAAUUCUACCAUUGAGUUAGUGAACCACCACUACUCUCAAUUGAGCACAAGCUACCCCGACAAAUCAACCGGGUUCAUGGUUUAUGGGAAAUGUGAAAUUGACAAUACAUUAUUACAUGAUCCAGAAACAUUACGCAACCCAUCAAGCUCUUCCUCGAUGUCAUCCGCCAACACUGUGCUUUCGUCUCUGCCAGUAUCUCAAAUGUAUCAAAAUCCUGAUAAAGCAAUUGAGCAAUCGCGAUUGAGUCAGAUACAAACAAACAGUGAAUUGUACUCUUUGGUGGAGCAAGACUUGAGAUUUACACCUGCAUUAUAUCGAAUGUCACCAUUUGCAAUAAGUCAUGAAGUUGAUGACCACGUCGAAGAGUCAUUUCCGCACUCGAUUUGCCCUUGGCAAUUACAGUCAAACAAUAUCAUUUACCUGCAACCUACACCGGUUCAUUUAAAGCUUAAAAGGGGAUUACUAGAGAACAUUCAGGAUGUGUUUAAUCUCACAAUUGACGACGAUGAUGACAAGGGUGUUUCGGAGUACCACGAAGGUUCAACAAUACAAGAUUGUAUAAUGUGUAUGUCAGUUUCUCCAUCGAUUUCACCAAGGCAGUACGCAUUGUCAAGGUUGUGUUCGCCAAAGAUGAACAAUUUGGCAGUAUUUAAGUUUGCAACUACACCUGCUCCUCCGGAAUCUUUUGAAACGCCAGUGGCUCCCGAAACCACUCCAGUGUCGACUGCUGACAUCUCUGUCCAUGGCACUCCGGCUGUAGAUCCUGUUAAUAAUAACCAUUCUGAUGAUGAUGAUGGUGAUGAUGAUGAUGACAUCACACCUCAUCCAACUGAAGCAACCUCAAAAGCGAGUUGGACCAACUCAUCUGAUUUUUGCAACGCAGCCACCUCAGGAAUCGAUGCAUCAAAAUUGGAAGAAUACAAGAAAGCAUUCUUCAGUCAAUACAGUAAGGUUUCCAUCACCAAAAUCAAAGUGGCGGAAUCUGAUAAAAAGUUUUUACCCAAAAAUGAUCUGAAACCAAACUAUUACACUUUAGUUGACAAUUUGGAUAUAUUCACAUGUUCAAAAUUGGCUUGUACAAAAAGGUACAAAUGUCCUGUCAAGGAGUGUCCCAUGCAUUUCCUCGGUAUCAAAAAGAGAGCUGAGUUGAAACAUCAUGUGCAUUAUGAGCACUUGAAAAAUGGAUUUGUUAAACUUGGUUGUCGUGAAUAUGAAGACGAGAUCAUGAGGAUCCUAUUUGUGUGCAAUGAAGCUGGAUGUGGUAAGGCAUUUUAUCGUUGCGAUUCAUUAAACAGGCAUCUCCAUUUGGUUCAUGGGAACAAACGGAAGGGAGGAGGUGCCAAAAGAAAGUUUGUUGUUAAUGAUGAGGUCGAACUUGCUGAUGUUGAACUCGUGGAAAAUUAUAAUAUUGAUCGUGAAUUAAAUUGCCAAGAUGAUGGUGAUAUAGAAGUAUGCACCACAUUAAAGAGAAGAAAAAAAGUUAUUUAG